AUGGUGUUGACAAGCAUCUCCAAAAAGAAGGAAAGCUCCGAUGAAGAUAGCUCAGUCCAAGAAGAAAAACGAAGUAAUGAGAGUUCGAGCAUCGAGGAUUCUUCCUCCGAUGAGGAAUCCGAGAAUGAGGAAGAUGUCACAGCGAUCUUCAAGGGAAGGGAACAAGACGAAAGUGACGAUGGGGGAAUGAGUGAUGCAGACUCCGAUGAUAAUGCACAGGAAGCAAAUCAUAUUGCAGCGUCUGUCAACAAAAAUUCGGAUGAGUGCAUAUUUGAUCUCAGAAAUAUGUUAGCCAUUAAUUCGGAUCAAGUUGCGUUGAAAUCGCUUUACAACAAGAAAUCAAGCGAUGAGAAGAACAUAUCGAUUCCACUCGAUGAGAGCCACGGAUUGGUCAUUGAUGAAGACUUCCUCUUGUCAAAGGCUACACACGGGUGCACUCAACUUGUCCAGGCUCUAUUCCAGUUGCCUACUGAGCGCAGUGAUGCAGGUCCACUUGUGCAACUCCCUGCUUAUGAUGAGAUGAAACUCCCAAGGGCACUUCCACCGCCGCCUCCGAAACAAGAAACGAAAUGGGAAAAGUUUGCAAAAGCAAAAGGUAUUCCUCUCAACAAAGAAAAGCGCUCGCGCAAGGUUUGGGACGAAACUACAGGUACUUGGAUGUUCCGACAUGGAUAUGAAAAGGCAAAUAGCAAAUCCAAAGAAUGGCCAAUCAUGGAAGUUGGAGCAAACGAUGACCCCUACGCUGAUCCCUGGGAAACUCUUCGUGAUGGAAAACGAGCGCGUACGGAUCGAAAUAUCGAGAGCCGCAUGAAGAAUCAAGAAAGGGCUGGAAAUUUGGCAAAAGGAACCACAAACCGUGUCAUGAAGGCCCGAGAGCAGAGUCGCAAAUCCGGAAAGAAUGCGGGCAAUUUGGGCCGUGACAGUCUCCCACCAAGUGGUCUUCCUGUGGACUUAAAAGGAAAUAACGGCGAUACAAAGAAAAGAGGAAAGGUUUCCACAAAUGCUGCGCUCGAGGCUGUGCAGAGGUCUACAGCCUCUAUGGGCCGAUUCGAUCAAAUGAGGGAGGGUGAACCGGAACGAAAGAAGAUUCUCUCCAAAGUGAAAAAGAGGAAGUUCGAAUCAAAUACAUCGAAGACCUACUCGUCUUCGGAAGGCGAAAAGUCGAUGAAGAUUCUCAAUUCGGUGAUGAAUGGCGGUGGUGUAGCAAAAGAAAAGGCAAUUCGAAAGGGCAAAUUGGCGAAGGGCGAAACAGCUUUCGACUACGAAUAUGACGAUGGUCUUGGAGCUUCUUCUUUCAAAAAGAAGAAGGGAAGAGCCGGAGCCGGAAAGAACAAGAAAAUGACAAAGCGAAGGAUUAAAUAG
This is a messenger RNA of Cylindrotheca closterium, 1362 nucleotides long. NCBI's taxonomy places the organism in Eukaryota, Bacillariophyta, Bacillariophyceae, Bacillariales, Bacillariaceae. The record is from the annotation of a GenBank genome assembly.